AUGAAACCCGAUAAUGGUAUUCACGAUGUCAUCAUUAUAGGCGCUGGACCAUGCGGCCUUGGAGUUGCCGCCCGUCUCCACGAGGAAACGCCUUCGGCUUUGUUCACCGACGAAGAACAUCAAAGAUACCAUUGGAUCAAAAAGCACACGGGUCGAAUGAAGCUUGUUCAAGCAGGCCACGCCAAGAUUAAUGGUUCUCGAGCUGAGAAGUGGAAUCGGGGUCAGAAAUGUGCGUGCGACAAUGAACAGGACAAGGAGCGGCGAGGAUCUACGGAUUCGGCAUCUUCGGUGCCUUCACUCUCGUCUGUCUCUUCGGUCUCCUCGGAUGAUUCUAUUUCAACGCUUGUGCUGGACGGCUCGGGGGAUCAGUGGAUGCAAAGAUGGAACAAUGCAUUCAAGACCCUAGAGAUCAAGCAGUUGAGAAGCCCGAUGUUCUUCCAUCCCGACCCUGGCGAUAGAGAUGGAAUGUUGGCAUAUACACAGGAAGUGGGCCGAGAAGAUGACCUGUGGGAGAUUUCUGGUUGCGUCGGGAAAGAAAUGAGCAAGCAUAAGAAGAAGAAGAGACGGCAAGGCGGAAAGUCACAGACUAUUGGCGGUGUCGAGAUCGAUGAACGUGACCGCAAAGACUACUAUUCUCCGUCAACAGACCUUUUCGCCGAUUACUGCGCAUCUAUUAUCAAUCGAUAUGGUCUGAACGAACCGAACCUCAUCCAGAAACAAGAAGUUGCCGACAUCACGUACGGUUAUCUCCCCGAGGAUAAAGACACGCCGAUAUCCAACUCGAAGACCUUCACAAUUACUACUACAACGGGCCAAAAGUUCUAUAGCCGAUCGACUGUGCUUGCUAUUGGAGCCGGCGGAGCCGGCGUAUCUAAGAUCUUCCCUUGGAGCCCCAGAAGCGAGGAAGAAGGUGCUUCGGCAUGCUGUCAUAGUAUGGAGAUCAGGUCGUUUCCGAGCCCCAAUGUCCGUCGCAAGAUUCUACACCAUCAGGAAACCAAUGUGGUGGUUGUAGGAGGUGGUCUUUCAUCAGCACAGAUUCUGGAUAUGGCUGUACGCAAGGGUGUCACCAAAGUAUGGUUCCUGAUGCGCUCUGGAAUGAAAGUCAAGCACUUUGACAUCAGUCUGCCGUGGAUGGGCAAAUACAAGAACUGGGAGAAAGCAGCAUUCUGGUCAGCGGAUACCGACGAAGAACGUCUGGAAAUGAUAAAAGUCGCCCGCAACGGAGGCAGCAUCACGCCUCGCUACGUGAAAAUAGUCAAAGACCACGCAGCACACGACCGCGCAUCUAUCCACACGCAUACCACCAUCACGAGCCAUAAAUACAACGCCGAAACUCAAACGUGGGCACUGACCACCGAUCCGCCGAUCCCUAACCUGCCUGCAAUCGACUUUAUCUACUUCGCAACCGGAGCGCGUGCCGACGUGACUGAGAUGCCACUUCUAAGCAACAUCAACAAGGAGUAUCCUAUUGAAGUAAAAGAAGGGCUGCCAUGCCUAACUGAUGACCUCAUGUGGCGGGAAGAUGUCCCCUUAUUCAUGACGGGAAGGAUGGCAGGAUUGCGCUUGGGACCUGGUGCCCCGAACCUCGAAGGGGCCAGGCUAGGAGCAGAACGAAUCGCUUGGAGCCUGGAAGAUAUUCUGGAAAAGAAAAGGGAGGUUGGGAAUCAGUGUGCCGUCGAAGGGUUUUGCGGGCUGGGUAACCGGUAUGCUUCGUUGGUUGGUGAUGCCACCGAGUAG
Messenger RNA from Penicillium atrosanguineum, 1737 nucleotides. Its product is annotated as FAD binding domain protein. The record is from RefSeq and is a predicted model, not a curated record. The coding region runs from base 1 to 1737 and encodes 578 amino acids. The transcript is spliced from 4 exons. NCBI's taxonomy places the organism in Eukaryota, Fungi, Ascomycota, Eurotiomycetes, Eurotiales, Aspergillaceae.